AUGCUUCUCCCACGAUCGCUCCGUCUCACCGUGAAGGGAUCAAGAUCUUUCGCGACCACGAGACAUGCUUCAAGACAACCGAGUUAUACAUGUUAUCUAUCCGCCGCUUACUCACCAAAAAAACACCGGAAAACACCGACACAGGAUCCUGAGGUUCCAGAUACGGGCGAGGAUGCAUUUUUCCUUACAUCUAUGGCCGAUGCGGACGCAGUUGCGCUCGGAGUAGCGGACGGCGUAGGCGGCUGGUCAGACAUCGGUGUCGACCCCUCCCUCUUCUCCCGAGCCCUUUGCGAAGAUCUAGAGACCGAAGCCUCCGCCAUCAAAAAUGUCGCCUCGAGAGCCGGAAGCCCAAAAAGCAUCCUCGAACGUGCAUUCACGAAACUGGUGGAGAGUAAGCGUGUGGAGGCUGGUUCCUCAACCGCGUGCGUCGCCACCAUAGGUCUGAAAACCGGUACACUACGAGUCGCGAACCUGGGAGAUUCGGGCUACCUCCUCUUCCGCCCAUCUCCCUCAACACCCAAAUCUCCCCUAUUCCACGCCUCAUCUCCACAAACCCACUUCUUCAACGCACCACUACAGCUAAGCAUCAUCCCACCCUCGAUCCGGAGUAGUGGGCACCUAACGGAUCACCCGAGUGCGGCGGCCGAGACGACACAUCAACUCCAACACGGAGAUGUAGUAUGCAUCGUCACGGACGGCGUUACGGACAACUUAUCCCCCGAAUCCAUCGCAUCCAUCGUGAGGGAAGAAAUGCGGGUAUGCGGGGCCUGGACAUCCGAUCCCUCACCCUCGGAAUGUACGCCCACUCUCCCCGUUCCCCCCGGAACCGAAGACCACCUCGGUCCCGGCGUCGACGCACUCGCCCGCGCCAUCGUGAUCGCGGCCAAGAAAGCGGGGUGGAAUACGGCGAAUGAAGUUCCGUUUGGACGUGAGGCAAGGAAGUAUGGGUAUGAGUAUGAGGGGGGGAAGCCGGAUGAUAUCACGGUUGUUGUGGGGUUGGUUAGGGAGGUGAGAGAGGAGAGGGAGGGGGGGAAGGGCGAGGGAGAGGAGAUGGGGGGUGGUGGGGGGUGGGAGAAUAAGGCGAGGUUGUAG
Messenger RNA from Saitoella complicata NRRL Y-17804, 1092 nucleotides. RefSeq names its product protein serine/threonine phosphatase 2C. Bases 1 to 1092 code for a protein of 363 amino acids. Lineage: Eukaryota; Fungi; Ascomycota; Saitoellomycetes; Saitoellales; Saitoellaceae. The record is from RefSeq and is a predicted model, not a curated record. The transcript is spliced from 2 exons.